AUGUUCUCUGACAAAACUGGUCCUGAUGGUUUUGAAUAUGUUUAUAUUUCUUGGUCACGUUGUAUUAUGCACAGUGAAGUGUGCUGCUCUCUCCGCACUCUUGGUGUUGACACUGGUCGCCUGUUAGAUAUUAACUUUCCUGCUCGUGGGGUGAUUGGCGUUCUUGUCUAUGUCCAGUAUCUUGAGGAAUUUAAGUCCCAAAUAGCUUGUGCUAAGGUCUCUCUUAUUGACAGCUUUGAUCCACUUGACCCCAAGAAUGUUGCUGAUCCCAAGUUUGCCAAUCUGUCUCUUUCUGGUCUGGAAACCCAGACCUUAGUUCUUCAAAAUGCUUGCUGCAGUCAGGCCCUUAAGUUUCUGUGUCCUCACCUUGUUCUCCCAGUUGCACACUUCUUUAUCCAAUCAGGAUGGAUUGAUAUUAAGGAAAUUUCUGCCCAUCCUAUAGCUGAAAACUUUGGAUUAUGGAAUGCCAAUGGACUUCUACCUCGUGCAAUCAAAGACGUGCUCAACCACUGUCAAUCUCUUCAUAUGCUGUUUAUCACUGAAACAUGGCUUCUAUCCCCAGCCUGUCUUCCAACCUCAUGGUCUCAAUAUCAUCUCUAUAGAUCUCCUGUUGUGGGCAACUACCACGGAUCAAUGGGGGUGUUAUUGUUAGUCUCUCCUUCAUGUUCUUAUGCUGUCACACAAAUACCUAUGCCCAACAACUAUGCUCUUACUGUCAAGAUUGGCACCCUUCGACUUAUAUGCCUUUACUUACCACCCUCUAUGCCCACUCAUGAAGCUCUUGAUAUCCUCUCACACUGCAAAAGGAGAAUGCACCUUAUUUAG
Phycomyces blakesleeanus NRRL 1555(-) is the source of this 825-nucleotide messenger RNA. RefSeq lists its product as hypothetical. NCBI's taxonomy places the organism in Eukaryota, Fungi, Mucoromycota, Mucoromycetes, Mucorales, Phycomycetaceae. The transcript has 3 exons. The record is from RefSeq and is a predicted model, not a curated record. The coding region runs from base 1 to 825 and encodes 274 amino acids.